Molecule: messenger RNA, 3008 nt
Organism: Seriola dumerili (greater amberjack)
Lineage: Eukaryota; Metazoa; Chordata; Actinopteri; Carangiformes; Carangidae
Gene: prpf3
Product: pre-mRNA processing factor 3
Exons: 17
Coding region: 153-2288 (711 amino acids)
Biological process (GO): mRNA splicing, via spliceosome
Cellular component (GO): U4/U6 x U5 tri-snRNP complex
Source: RefSeq, a predicted model, not a curated record
UCCGAAACGUUGUGUGAACGGCGCCACUAAGCAGAAACUUUUACAGAAUACUUAGCAGUUUGAGUGUUUUAUGCGUCUGAGACUUGAUGAUUUGUGUGUGAAUUUUACAUCGUAAGUAAUCUGGCAGAAGAUACAGGCAGAAUAAAAAGAAGAUGUCUCUUCCAAAGCGGGAGGUGGAGGAGUUAAGGCCAUGGGUGGAGCGCACUGUGAAGAAAGUGCUUGGUUUCUCAGAGCCCACUGUGGUCACUGCAGCUUUGCACUGUGUUGGAAAGGGACUGGACAAAAGGAAGACCAUAGACCAGCUGCGUCCCUUCCUUGAUGACUCUGCUGGAGGUUUUGUGGAGCGUCUUUUUGAAGCGCUGGAGGAAAGCCGUAGUGCCCGUGGCAACAAAGGAGCAGGAGAAAAGAACCGCAAGAGAGACUUGAAGGAUGUGUUUGGUGAUGAAGCUGACACAGGUGCAAUGCGAGAAACUCAGGAGCCAGGAGAUGGAACAGUGGCGAAGCGGAAACGGGUGCCUCGCUUCGAGGAGGUGGAGGAGCCUGAGGUCAUACCUGGACCGCCAUCUGAGAGCCCUGGCAUGCUUACAAAAAUGCAGAUCAAACAGAUGAUGGAGGCAGCCACAAGACAGAUCGAAGAGAGGAAGAAACAACUGAGUUUUGCCUCUUCAGUCCCUGCUGCACCACGGUUGCCCCUUCCUACACCACAGUCACAAAUGGAAUCCUCUCCAGUAUCGAGGCUUCUUGGCACCUCCACUGCUGCAGCUGCUGGUGGUGCCUCAUCCAUCGCCCCCUCCCAGGCCGCCAGCUUCAUGAAUGAUGCUAUCGAGAAGGCCCGCAAGGCUGCUGAGCUACAGGCGCGCAUCCAGUCUCAGUUAGCCAUGAAACCUGGUAUCCUCGGAGCUUUGGGGAACACUGGGCCUCACAACCUAGUGGCACUAGCUAAUCUACAUGCCAUGGGAAUUGCUCCACCGAAAGUUGAAGCCAAGGAGGUGAACAAGCCAACACCUCUUAUUCUGGAUGAGAAGGGAAGAACUGUGGAUGCAAGUGGCAAAGAGGUUGAACUCACACAUCGCAUGCCCACACUGAAAGCUAACAUUCGAGCGGUUAAGAGGGAGCAGUUCCGUCAGCAGCUGAAGGAGAAGCCUGGGGAGGAGUUGGAGUCCACGUCCUACUUUGACCAGCGUGUGUUUAUAACACCAGCUCAACGGCCUCGCAGAAGCUUCAAAUUCCAUGAUCAGGGACGCUUUGAAAAGAUUGCACAGAGGAUUAGAACUAAGGCCCAGUUGGAAAGGUUGCAGUGUGAGAUUGCCCAGGCAGCAAAGAAGACAGGAAUCCAGGCAUCCACCAAACUGGCCCUGAUUGCUCCGAAGAAGGAGGUUGGAGAAGGGGAGGUGCCCAACAUUGAGUGGUGGGACUCUUACAUCCUGCCCUCAAACAUAGACAUAACUGAGGACACAAAAUUUGAAAAGUUGGAGCUCUUUGGUGUAACCAACCUGGUAGAACAUCCUGCCCAAAUCCAACCUCCUGUUGACACAGAUAAGCCGGUCACGCUGGGUGUAUACCUGACAAAGAAAGAACAGAAGAAACUGAGAAGACAGACACGAAGGGAGGGCCAAAAAGAAGUGCAAGAGAAGGUUCGCCUAGGACUGAUGCCUCCACCAGAACCCAAAGUACGCAUCUCCAAUCUGAUGAGAGUGCUGGGGACGGAGGCAGUUCAAGACCCAACAAAAGUAGAGGCCCAUGUCAGAGCACAGAUGGCCAAGAGACAAAAGGCUCAUGAAGAGGCCAACGCCGCUCGCAAACUUACAGCAGAGCAGAGGAAAGAGAAAAAGGUCAAGAAGUUAAAAGAAGACAUCACUGAUGGUGUUUACAUUGCAGUGUACAGGAUCCGUAACCUGCAAAAUCCUGCUAAGAAGUUUAAAGUGGAGGCUAAUGCCAACCAGCUGUACCUGACGGGCACAGUCGUUUUGCACAAAGAUGUCAACCUUGUUGUAGUGGAGGGAGGCCCCAAAUCUCAGAAAAAGUUCAAGAGGCUGAUGUUGCACAGAAUCAAAUGGGAGGAACACAACAGUAAAAGGGAUGAUCCAGAUGGUGAUGACGAUACAAAGAGAAACAACAAGUGUUGGUUGAUUUGGGAGGGAACAGCUAAAGAGCGUAGUUUUGGGGACAUGAAGUUCAAGCAGUGCCCAACAGAGAGCAUGGCCAGAGAACACUUCAAGAAGCAUGGCACAGAACACUAUUGGGACCUAGCUCUCAGCCAGAGUGUGCUGGACACCACAGAUGACUGAAAUCUGCCUGGGGGAGCACGUAGUUUCAGUCAGCGCCAGACCACCCACCUAGCCCACUUCUCCUACAAGCCCCCAGACCAACAGCCUAACAGCCAGCAGACCAUCGCUGCUAGCUGGCUGCCUUCAAUUUGGGACAGACAAACUUAAUUGAGAGACUUGAACAUAGAAAAGGAGGAACAAUAAACUGUGUGGAUAUCUUUGUGGGAAUGUGUGACAGAUCGGAGUGUGUGUAGGACAGUAUGUGUUGUAUGCCUGCAUCAGUGUUAAUCUCUUUGGUGGUAGGCUCUUCUGUCAGAUAUUGUUAUCUAUUAUUGGAUAGAUUACAGUAUGCAAAUCACUUACCCAAGGCUUUAUGUGAUGAGAAACUGUCAGAUUAUGUUGUGACUGAAGUUUUGUGAUAAAGUCCCCAUGUACACUGAUAAUAACCCCUGUGUGAGUCAAGCAGUUAAUAAACACCACCCCAUCAGUAAAGACUGCACUGCUAUUGUGCUAACACAUUUAGAGUACACCUUUUUAUAAACAGUCUAUGGAGUAAACCUAGAAAGACACGUGGCUAAUGUUACAACGUUGUUUUAAGACAUGAUUAUUACAGGUACAUUAAACAGAAUUUGAAGCUCCCACGUGUAUUUUUUCUUUUCUGUUUGGAGAAAGAGAACAAAUCUUUGACUCACUUCUAGCUGUAUUUCUCUGUAAUAUUACAGUCACAGCCUUAAAUAAACA